AUGCUUUUGGAAGAACAGCGCCAGCUUCACGAGGACCUGGAGCGCCUCGAGGAUGCCGCCGCAGAGCGCCUUCUUGAAGACCCUCCGCAUAUUCGCGACCGUCUCGCACGUGACCACGACAUUGCGCGAUUCCUCGAGCAGAUUGAAAGCCAGUCGAGUCGCCUCCUCAAGAUCUACGAAGAUGUAGAUGGCAAGAAGGAGGACGAGGUGCGCGGCCUCACACACGGCGAUCCGAUGGAGUCCUUCUUAAAAGAAGUCGAAUCCAUUAAGGACUUUCACAGACGCUACCCGAACGAGCCCGUCGAGAACCUAGAGAAGGCCUACAAGAAGCGGUCGCCCGAAGACCACGCGCAGUCCAUUGCAGCGAUCGACUCCAUGUUCACUGGCGAGGAGGGUUUUGGUCGCUUCUUUGACCUGACCACGCUGCAUGAGCAGUACUUGAACCUUCCUGUUCAUCAGCACGCGCGCCGCCUGACGUAUCUGCAGUACCUCGAUCUGUUCGAUGUCUUCACGCCUCCGCAAUGCAACAUUCGCCGCGAUCAGAAGAAGUCCGAGUCUUACUUUCAUUACUUGAAGGCAUUGCAAGACUAUCUGGAGAGCUUCAUGAGACGGACAAAGCCUCUGGAGAACCUGGAUCGGCUCUUCGCUAACUUUGACAAGGAGUUUGAGGAGUUAUGGGAAAAGGACCAAGUUCCAGGCUGGGAAAAAGUUGCUCCUGCAGCAUCGGCUGAUACUGAAGCUAAGGGCGAGGGAAUCUGGUGUUCCGCAUGCAAGAAGGGAUUUUCAAAAGAGACAGUCUACGAAGCACAUUUGACAGGAAAGAAGCACAAGAAGGCUUUACAAGAGAGCCAAAACGGCGCACAAGAUAGCGGAAAGUCCGCAAACGGUGCUUCGGCAGACAUGCAACGCUUCAAGGAACGCGCCGUCGCCGAGCGAGAGUUCAGAAUACGAAAGCUCGCUGCAGCCAUGCAGACGGAGCGCGGUGACACCAAGAUGAACGUGGAGCGAAAGCAAGGCAUGACGGAACGCGAGCGACAACAAGAGCUGGAGCAACUGUACUCCGAGACACCCGAAAACGGCGCAAACGAGGAAGCCAACGACUCGGACGGCGAAGACAAGAUUUACAACCCGCUCAAACUACCCCUUGCCUGGGAUGGCAAGCCCAUUCCCUUUUGGCUGUACAAGCUGCACGGCUUGGGCGUCGAGUUUCCCUGCGAAAUCUGCGGAAACUUUGUCUACAUGGGCCGCCGCGCCUUUGACAAGCACUUCAACGAGCCCCGCCACAUUCACGGCCUCAAGUGUCUUGGCAUCACUAACACGACCCUCUUCCGUGAGAUUACGAGUAUCAAGGAGGCUGAGGACUUGUGGAAGAAGAUUCAGAAAGACAAGAAGAAGGAGAAGAUGAUGGCGGAUAAUGUGGUGGAGAUGGAGGAUUCGGAGGGUAACGUUAUGCCUGAGAAGGUGUAUCGCGAUUUGGCUGCUGCGGGCAUGCUUUGA
Molecule: messenger RNA, 1497 nt
Organism: Bipolaris maydis ATCC 48331
Lineage: Eukaryota; Fungi; Ascomycota; Dothideomycetes; Pleosporales; Pleosporaceae
Biological process (GO): mRNA splicing, via spliceosome
Cellular component (GO): spliceosomal complex; nucleus
Molecular function (GO): zinc ion binding; RNA binding
Source: RefSeq, a predicted model, not a curated record